Messenger RNA from Schizophyllum commune H4-8, 797 nucleotides. RefSeq lists its product as uncharacterized. The transcript has a single exon. NCBI's taxonomy places the organism in Eukaryota, Fungi, Basidiomycota, Agaricomycetes, Agaricales, Schizophyllaceae. Bases 105 to 578 code for a protein of 157 amino acids. The record is from RefSeq and is a predicted model, not a curated record.
CGCCAUCCUACAGGAAGCGCCUCCGUUCUGGAGUGUGAGAUCAGCCUGGCUGCACGCUGUAGUAGACGUUCAUCGCGGAGUCAGUCCCCGAGGCGAAACUGUCGAUGCGGAGCCAGACACAAGGCGAAUUUGUCCAUCCUAAGGCAGAAAUGCCGCCCUUCAGAGGAGGAGAGUCGUGUUCUCGAGACAAAGCUGGUACGCGGAGUUGGACUGGACCAUUGGAUAUACGAGACCGCUGGACUGGCGCGCCGGGGGAUUGGGAUUUGGCAGGUAAUUUCGUUGGGCGGAGUCCUGGCGCUCACUCGUCGCUAACAGCGUCCGGGCACGGUAAUUGGCGUCGCCCUGCCUCCGCAUGGCAGUUGACGUCGCUCAGACGGGCUCAUUGCCCUUGCCCUAGCGCGAUGAUCAAAAUGGCCCGGGCGAGGGCAGUCGAUAUCGCAAUGAGGGAGUACUCGAGGGCGUCUCGCGGAGCCACUCGGUUGAAAUUCGCGGGAGACGAUGAGUCCCCGACGUGCGCGGCGUGGCUCCGUCGUCAGGCGCAGCCAUCGUACUCGUAUGGAGACGCGGUCGGAGCGUAGCAGGCCGCGGGGUCGCCUAUCCGUAUCGAUACGCAGCCAUCGUCAGGCGUAGUAGGGUCGCACUCAUCGCAGGGCCGAGGGCAGGCAGAUUGCGCUGACGUCGAGUGCUAGCGUUUCAAUAAUCCGCGCCACGCUGUGGGCACGCUGUUGGCUAGGGACGAGCACGCUGUGGGUAAUCUUGAGGCAUGAAGCUGCCUAGUCCCACCGUCAAAGGCUAAU